UUGCAGGGUCGCAAGGACUUUAACCCGCGGCAGCCCGGGGCGGCCGGGGCUGGGCCUGGGCUCCCGUAGCCGCGCAGCCCCUCGUCCCGCGCCCGCCCGGGCCGCUCCUGCCCGUCCCCUGAGAAGCCCCGGCCUCGGUCACCUCCGGGCGGGGUCGCCCUGGGCCGCGUGCCGAGGGGCCCGCCUCUUCCGGUCCCGGAGGCAGGCCUCCCCUCCGCCCUGCUCCGACGGCCGCCCCGGGGCCCUGGCGACCCGACCAUGGGCCGCAAGAAGAAGACGCUGCAGGACUACGCGGCGGAGUUCACGGACCUGGUGGUGAAGCAGCGCCUGGUUGAGCACGGCGACUCCGGCGACACCUCUGUGGUGGAGACCCUCUGCUGCAGGGCGUGCGAGCUCCCCAUGCGGGUGCGGAGGGACCGCAUCCUGGAGCACCUGUCCUCGGGCAGGCACUACCGGAACCGCAGGCUCGUCAGGCAGCACGGAGCGCGGACGCCCGUCCUCCUCUCAGCGGCCUCGGACCUUGCCGUAGCCGGCCUUCCCGUGCACCUGGGUCACUCGUCUCUACUCCCCCAGCCCCCACGCCUGCUCGCAGGCGAUCCCAGCAUCACCAGCACCUGCAUGGUGCCCCCUCCUCCUGCAGGCCACACAUCUCUCCUCCCUGUCCCCCUGACUGCCGUCAGCUCCACCACCAGCGAUGCGUCUGCCCAGGAGGACCAAAUGCCAUCUACCUCCACCAGCCACCUUUCAGCGUUUCCUGCCAUCCUAAUGAAGAGGCCCUCGGUGCUCUCAAGGCAGACCAACCACAGACUGGUUUCAGAGGGCUCCAGCAGUGCUGUGUCCAGAGGUGGCGUGAGGUGGCUUAACAAGAGCGGAGCUGGGGCGUCCAGCCGCCUUGGCCUGGCUGUCUUUGGGGUAGGGUACGGUAGCGCAGCGCUGUUGCAGAGUCUUACAGAGGAGAACAGCUGCUUCCUGCUUUACGUCGUCGAGGAUCAGCUGUGUGAAGUGCAGCGGGCCUUCAGAGCAGAGCAUUUGGCCCACACGAGGGUGAUUCGAGAACAGGAUGCAGACAUUGUCCUCAACGACCAGCGUGUCUCUGGAGUUGUGGUCUGUUCCCCACCAGAGGCAGCUUCUGAAAUAGUGAUAGACGCCCUCCGAGCAGGGAAGGGGGUGUUCUGCGAGAGGCCGCCCAGCUUGGACAGGCAGACUGCUGAGGCCUGCUUUGAUGAAGCUGAGAGGUGUGGGAAGCCUUUGGUCUGUGGAUUUUACAAGCGUUUUGACCCGGCUUUCCAGUUCUUGUACAGGCAGGUCCGCGAGGAACACGCUCUGGGGCGGAUCCACAGGAUCGCCGCCGUCAGCCGCCUGUACCCGGCGGCUUCUCCGGCUUUCCUGAAGAGGGCAGGUGGGAUUUUCUACAAUGCUGCUGUGCAUGACGUGGACGUCAUCAGCAUGUUGCUGGGGGAAUCUGCUCCAGACGCUGUGUUUGCUUUGGGCCACGCCUUCUGCUCAGAUAUGGCCUCCUUAGAAGAAGCAGAUACUGUUGUGAUCAGCAUGAAAUUUCCCGGUGGGGCUCUCGUUAGCCUGGACGUCAGCCAGCACUGUACGGACAGCUGCGAUCAGAGACUGGAGGUGCGUGGGUCUCAAGGCACACUGCGCAUGGAGAAUCAGAACUCCUUGGGCAUCACUGGACACGGCCCUUCCCUGUCGCUCUGCCCCCAGACCCAGGCCGGACGCUAUCAGGACGCAUAUCGAGAGCUCUUCAGACACUUUGUCAGAACGCUUAAAGCGGCCCCCUUGGGACUGUGGCCUCUUCACAUCACCCAGCAGGAGAAGGAAUGUCUUUGGCUCCAGUGUGUUGGUUUUGACCUAAAUCUGUGCAAACAUGCUCUCUGUCCAGGGACAGAACCUCCUCAAGUCACCAAAGAGCAGCUCCUGAGAGCCAUUCAGGUGGCUGCCACUGCAGCGCAGUCCUGGCGCAGCCGGGCAGCCGUGAACCUGCCGAGUGAGGUGGCAGAGGCCUCCGUGGUCAAGACGGAAGCCCCGUGAAUGGCCUCGUGGCUCAAGCCAGUGUCCUGCCUGAGAUCUGGUCUCCUGUUCCACCUCUGCCUGUUACCAAGAGAGACAGAACCUUCCGGUGGCAUUGCUGCCACUGGAAACUAAGAAGGGAAGGCAUGUGGAAAUUGCGUUUCAUUACUGGAGUAACUGGAUUGUUUCAGGAUGGGACCUCAGACGCGGGGACAGAAGUUGCUGUUGCUUUUCUGUUUUGUUUUGAGCUCAGGCCUGGUAUGUGAGGGAUGCCUUCGUGGUUGCAGUUACCUUGGCAGAGUCCUCGGAGUCCUGCUGGUUGAGUUGCUUAGGAAGAAUGCGGGUCAGGAGGUGGACCGUGUAAAUGCAUCUGGAAACCUGCAGUGUCAGCUUUUCCACGCGGGAGCCGAGUGGAGGCUGGUUCUCCAGUAGACUGAGUCUCACGUGCGUGAAGCAGGCUGCAGGUUUUUGGGCCUCUUUUUUGGCAAUUAUAGCAGUAUUAAAAAGCAAACAAUUUUCUUGAAGAAUCUGUGAUUUUGUGCACAGUUAUAUGCAGCACCAUUCCUAAGAAAUGUGAUGAAAUAUUUGUAUAUGAUAUUAAAAAUCCACUUUAUGGGCUGACCCCGUGGCUCACUCGGGAGAGUGCGGCGCUGGGAGCACCGAGUCCGCAGGUUCGGAUCCUAUAUAGGCAUGGCCGGUGCACUCACUGGCUGAGCGUGGUGUGGACGACACCAAGACAAGGGUUGCGAUCCCCUUACCGGUCACAAAAAGGAUUAAAAAAAAAAAAAAUCCACUUUAUUCUUCUUGCCUCAAUAUAGACACUUUCUCUUUUGGUGUCAGUGGGGGAAUGAACUGAUUGUUUUCCCCCCAAGGGAAAAUAGGCCUUCUGUUUUCUUUUUAGGAGUCACUAAUGGGAUGACCCUGUGCAGGACAGUGCCUUGCAGAGUGCAGAUCUGCUUGAAUCCAGCUUGUCUUAAAAUUACACAUCAGACAUAGCAGAGA
Cynocephalus volans (Philippine flying lemur) is the source of this 3024-nucleotide messenger RNA. RefSeq names its product myo-inositol 2-dehydrogenase-like. Gene Ontology annotation, biological process: NADPH regeneration. The record is from RefSeq and is a predicted model, not a curated record. NCBI's taxonomy places the organism in Eukaryota, Metazoa, Chordata, Mammalia, Dermoptera, Cynocephalidae. The transcript has 9 exons. Gene Ontology annotation, cellular component: cytoplasm. Gene Ontology annotation, molecular function: oxidoreductase activity; nucleotide binding. The coding region runs from base 259 to 2043 and encodes 594 amino acids.